Molecule: messenger RNA, 2819 nt
Organism: Homalodisca vitripennis (glassy-winged sharpshooter)
Lineage: Eukaryota; Metazoa; Arthropoda; Insecta; Hemiptera; Cicadellidae
Product: GATOR complex protein MIOS-like
Exons: 7
Coding region: 11-1261 (416 amino acids)
Biological process (GO): cellular response to amino acid starvation; positive regulation of TORC1 signaling
Cellular component (GO): cytoplasm
Source: RefSeq, a predicted model, not a curated record
GGUGUUGGGGAUGGACAUCGGCACAACGAUUGCCAACAAGUCAGAGUUGGUGUUGACACCUUGGACAGAGAAUUCUCAGACUUCAGUAAGACUCUAUAGGAGUGAAGACAGAGACAAGGCGUUGCAGCUGUGUGGUUGGAUGUUCGAUCGGGACUUGGCUGCCUUGCCGACUUUCCUGGAGACUGUGGAGAGUGAGGGGGAAGAGGGAGUGUGCAGGGCGGCCGCCAUUGCUGUGUUCAACCUGCGCCUGCGCCUAGCCAUCGAGAUCCUAACACGUGGUGCCCAAACUUACAACGACAUACUUACCAUUGUCGCUAUGGCUCUCUCAGGCUUCACUGACUCAAGGAGCAGCAUGUGGCGAGAACUGUGCAUGUCACAACGUGCCCAGAUAUCCAACCCAUACCUGCGAGCAAUGUUUGCCUUUCUCACACUUGAAGGAGACAACUACGACACAGUCCUCAACGAGCCAGGAUUGGCAGUGGAGGAUCGGGUGGCUCUGGCGUGUCUGUACUUGUCCAAUGCACGGCUGUACGAAUACUUGAGCCAGCUGACGGAGACACUGAUUUCGAGUGGUGACCUGGGUGGUGUGUUGCUGACCGGGGCAGGGAGCGAAUGUGUGUCGCUGCUACAACACUACCUGGACCGCAGUGGAGACGUGCAGAGCGCCUGUCUCAUCGCUGCCUGCACAUUUCCCUCACAGCUGCUCGAUAAGGACAGUCAGGUCCAGGAGUGGAUUGCAAGUUAUCGCAACCUGCUGAACAGCUGGCACAUGUGGAACCACCGGGCGAGAGUGGACAUCGCACUCAGCACACGAAACCCUGGCACCAAGCCUGUGCAGCAGGUGUUUGUGUCGUGUAACUUCUGCGGUAAAAGUGUAUCGGCGUAUAUGCAGGCUUCUUCACUAAGCCGAGGCCAGCUCGCUAGGCUCGGUGCCACCAGCAAUCGACUUAAGAUGACAUCAUGCCCCAACUGUCGCAAACCCCAACCACGCUGUGCAGUCUGUUUGGUGAACAUGGGAACCCCGGCUUAUUAUGACGGGAACCCUUCACCUUCUCCCUCCCGUCCUUCGACCACACCCCUCCGUCUCUCCCCCUUCAACUCCUGGUACACCUGGUGCCAGACCUGCAGACACGGUGGACACGCCUCUCACAUCACCCAGUGGUUCAGGGAACAUUCGGAGUGCCCAGUGACGGCUUGCUCCUGUCGCUGCCUGAGCCUGGACACUUCUAGCAAGAUGUCAUCCCUUGCGUCUGUUGCAUAGAGAUAACAACUUCCACAACAGUUGUUCUGAACUCUUCUUUUACUCUGUGGUUUACAAUAGUACCAAAGGAAAUAAUUUUUCGUUUUCAGAUCUUGGCAAGUUAGGUAAUUUGGUAAGUUUGAUUUCAUUGUUGUUUUAUUUUAAUUAGUUAAGUUAAUCUUUAUACAGUAUCAUUAAGUUCCUAGUUAAGUUAUUAAUGUUAAUUAAUGUUGUUCUUGUUUUAACGGCGCCUGCUUUCUUUAAAUGUUUUUCUGUAUACCAUUUAAGUUAUUUAGCUGCGAUUUCAACAAAUGUGAGUGAAUCUUAAAUAUAAGGAAGAAUGAUACUGUUCAAUGUUUUGUUUACUCUAUUUCUUUACAAUAUUUGAAUAGAAUAUAGGUUUUGUUACAUCUUUUUUGUUGUAUUACAACUUUCUCUUUUGAACAGGACUUUAGUGGAGAUUGCUACUUGUGAAGUCAAUUAUUGUUGGGAUUUUUAAUUUUAUGUUUGUCUACUGGUAUUUAAAUUCAGUUACACACGAUUAUUUUUUAGACAUUAUUAAAUCGUUAAAGUUAUAUAUAUAUUUUUUACAUUGAUAAAUACAUUUUAUAUUCUUUAUAUUAGUUUUCAAUAUGUUUGUUAGUUUUAUCCACUUUAAUAUCUUAAAUUUAGUCACAAAGUUUGUAACAGUGUUUAAUUGAACGUGUAGAAUUUUAUAAUUAAGAAUUUUAAAUCUUUUAAUUUUUAAAUUGAAGUUUUUACUGAUAUUGUUUAUGUAUACCCUCAUUUGUUAGGCAGUUUUAUUGGCAUAUUAAUACUAUAAAUAUUUUUGAUGUGAAAUGUGUACUGUACUUUAUAAUAUAAGUUUUUGUACUGAAUUUUAAAUGAAAUAAAUUUUAAUUCAAUUAUUUAUACAAGAUUAUUGUAAAGCUAUAUUACCUGUCUUUGUGAGAUGAUUUUAUAUGAAAUUGUUUAAAAUUUAUCAACUGAUAGACUUAUUAAAAACUAAUAUUAUUUGCUAGUAUUAAAUGUAAUAAAUUUAACUUUCAGGUUUUCAAUUCCAUCCUAAUAAUUAAGACAUUUUUGUCAUUGAGCUAUGUGUUCUUGAACAUUCAGCAUUUAGAGUUUUGCUUUUAUGAAAUUUCAUGAAACAUUUAGAAUUUAUUAUAAUAAAUUAAUUUUAAUUAUAAAACUGUUUUAUUUAUUCAUCUAUGAAGUUAAGAUUUUUGAACUAGGUACGUAGUAUAAAUAAAAAAGUUAACGCAUUCAAUUUUAACUGAUGCUACCUUUUAAGUCAGACCCUACAUUAAAUAUCUCAGACUUCUUACCUGUGACUAUAUGCUGUCUAUUUAUUUUUCAUAAUCAUUUCCUCAUUAGGUCUAAAAGAUAUGUAUUUAUAAUAAAUGUAUUUUAGCAAAUAUUUGUUUGUCAAAAUAGAGAUUUAUUCAUUGUCUUUUAGUUACUGUAUAUAAUUUAUUUUAAGCCAAACAAGAUUUCACCUAGUGUAAAUAGUCUGUAUAUAAAUGUAUCAAACUUAACAAUAUUCGUUUUUUGGAAAUAAAUGUUUAUUUUUGAAGAA